Peromyscus leucopus (white-footed mouse) is the source of this 3739-nucleotide messenger RNA. It is a transcript of the gene Calcr, whose product is annotated as calcitonin receptor. The transcript has 16 exons. NCBI's taxonomy places the organism in Eukaryota, Metazoa, Chordata, Mammalia, Rodentia, Cricetidae. Bases 347 to 1987 code for a protein of 546 amino acids. Gene Ontology annotation, cellular component: axon; plasma membrane. Gene Ontology annotation, biological process: cell surface receptor signaling pathway; positive regulation of cytosolic calcium ion concentration; adenylate cyclase-activating G protein-coupled receptor signaling pathway. Gene Ontology annotation, molecular function: calcitonin receptor activity; amylin receptor activity. The record is from RefSeq and is a predicted model, not a curated record.
GGGUGGAGCGCACCGAAAAGGACUUAAGUCGGAGAAGUUUGCGCACAGCCUCAUCUCGGGGACGAGCAGAGGCAGGCUCCGCUUAGGAAAGCGAGCCACCCAAGCCCCUGGGUGGGCUGCGCCCAGCCGCUUGCAGACCCUCCUGGCUGGAGAGGUGCGCACCUCACCCUGAGGUUGGCAUCCCCUUCCCGGGAGAUGCCCAGUGAAGCCUGAGUUCCUGAGAACGCCUGAGCUGUGCCCAGACACUCAGAGAGAAUUGCUGUAUCCACCUAAGGUAAGUGUCAUUAGAGCGCCUUCCACACAAGAAGAAACUAGACAUCACGGCUUCCACACACCAGAUUUGAAAAUGAUUCCAAGGAGAGCCAGAGUGAGAAGGGGGAAUCUUCGCAAACCGAAGAUGAGGUUCCAUUUGCUGAACAAGUUCACUCUGAUGUUCCUGCUUCUGAUCACCCCAACUCCAGUUCUUCAGGCUCCUUCCAACGACAGUGAGCCCACCCAUGAUCACGAGCCGUUCGUCUACUUAGUUGGACGCAAGAAGCUGCUCAAAGCCCAGUACGGUUGCUAUGACAGGAUCCAGGAGAUGCCCCCUUAUGAUGGAGAAGGCCCAUAUUGCAACCGUACCUGGGACGGAUGGCUAUGCUGGGACGAUACUCCCGCCGGAGUCACAGCCUAUCAGCACUGCCCAGACUACUUCCCGGACUUCGACACAGCAGAAAUGGUUUCCAAAUACUGUGAUGAAAAUGGAGAAUGGUUUAGACACCCUGACAGCAAUCGAACCUGGUCCAACUAUACUCUGUGUAAUGCUUUCACUAAUGAUAAACUGAACAAUGCAUAUGUCCUGUACUACCUGGCUCUUGUGGGACACUCUCUGUCAAUUGCUGCUUUGGUUGCUUCCAUGGGGAUCUUCCUGUAUUUCAAGAACCUUGCAUGCCAUAGGGUGACACUGCACAAGCAUAUGUUUGUCACUUACAUUCUGAACUCAAUUGUUAUCAUCAUCCACCUGGUUGAGGUUGUGCCCAAUGGCGAUCUGGUGCGACGGGAUCCGAUGCAUAUGUUUCAUCAUAAUACACAUAUGUGGACAAUGCAGUGGGAACUGUCACCACUCUUACCCCUGAGUGCAAAGAUGGACUCUAAUGACACUCGAGUGAUAAGUUGCAAGAUUCUACACUUCAUCCACCAGUACAUGAUGGCUUGUAACUAUUUCUGGAUGCUCUGUGAGGGGAUCUACCUUCACACUCUCAUCGUCAUGUCUGUGUUCGCUGAGGAUCAUCGCCUGUGGUGGUAUUACCUGCUUGGCUGGGGGUUCCCAAUUGUGCCAACCAUUAUCCAUGCCGUUACUCGUGUUAUCUACUACAAUGACAACUGCUGGCUGAGUGUGAAUACCAACUUGCUUUACAUCAUCCAUGGACCUAUCAUGAUGGCUCUGGUGGUCAAUUUCUUCUUUCUGCUCAACAUCAUCCGAGUGCUUGUGAACAAGAUGAGGCAAACUCAUGAGCCAGAAACCUACAUGUACCUGAAGGCUGUGAAGGCUACCAUGGUCCUUGUGCCCCUGCUGGGCGCCCAGUUUGUUGUGUUUCCCUGGAGGCCUUCCCACAAGGUGUUUGGGAUGAUCUAUGAUUAUGUCAUGCACACUCUGAUUCAUUUCCAGGGAUUCUUUGUUGCGACUAUCUACUGCUUCUGCAACCAUGAGGUGCAAGUUGCCCUGAAGCGCCAGUGGGCCAAGCUCAAGAUCCAGUGGAGACAGCGCUGGGGGAGGCGCCGCCGCCGCCGUACUACCAACCGCAACCGCAACCGCGUAGUUGCGGCUCCUCGCCCAGCGGCGUUUGUCGAGCAAGGUGAUCUCCCCAUUUACAUCUGCCAUCAGGAACCAAGGAAUCCUCCCAUCAACAACAAUCAAGGUGAAGAGAGUACCGAAAUGAUCCCCAUGAACGUCAUCCAGCAAGAACCAUCAGAUCCAUCCGCCGUCCCGGAAGACACAUCUGCUUGAACGUGAAGCUACCCCACGCAUUGUGAACCGCUGAGCCUUCAUUUCCCGGGGGAAAGAUAGACCAUGUAUUUCAAGUGAUCCCCACCCUCCCAGGAGCUCAGCAUUCAUUCGUGAAGAAUUAUUAAGUGAAUUUGUCCAUAGUGAUUUUGAAGAAAGUUAUUCUUGGUACUAUUGCUUUGGGAGACAGUCUAGGAAUAGAGUCCCCCACUGCAACUUGUGAACUCCAUCAUUCAUCUAGGAUUGCGAUGACAGUGUCAUAGAAAGAAGGCAAGGUAUCCAAAAAAUGCCACUAAAUUGUCCUAGUUCAGAUACAGGGUGCUCCUUGUUAAUAUUGAGCCAUUUGUACCUUUGAGAAAUCAAAAUCACUCAAUAUUUUUGAUUUUAGCACUCGACUUUGAAUUGGACUAUUUCUGUAUUUGGCUAUGGAUCUGACUUUUAAUUUUUUUAUUUCAACCAAUUCCCUAUUACAUAUUUUACCAUCCAUACAAUUAAACUGCACAAAUAAUAUGACCUCUGGAAGAUGGUGUGGCUUUUAAACAUACAAACAGAUAAGAUUAUAGGAGUCAAUCUGGGCAUUGGGCAGGAAAACAUUUACAGUAAAUUUGCUGGAACAGUACCAUACUCAGAUUGCUUUUGGAUAAUCCUGUCCACCAGGAAGACCCAAAUGCUGUAAGGAAUUGAUCUUAAUGUUGAAUGUGCUUUAGUCACUGACAUUUAUAAAUUGGGAGGUCAACAAGAAUCUAUCACCAAAUUUUUCACAACACUGCCAAAAAUGUAAUUCUCUGUGAAAGAGAACACUCUUUAAAGAGUUUUCCACUUUCCUAAACCACAAGAUUUAUAAAGCAAAUCACUCCAAGGUUUCUAAAGCAGAUUACCUCUUGCCCUCGGGUGCUAUCUAGCAGUGAGAGAUAGAUUUGUUUACGGCUGGUAAUUAAAAGACUCCAUACAAGUCCAUUAACUUCCUACCACCCAGCUUCAAAGCUUAACAAGGUCUCUGUGUUUGCCAGGAAGACUCAGUGCGGCUAAUUACAAAUCAGUUUCUAGUUGACCUCUUGUUUGCUGCUAUUAGCAAAAGAGGGGAAAAAAUACAACACAGAGACUUCGUUUAACCAUAUAUUAAUUCAUCUUAAAAUACAAACGAGCUUCUCAUCAAAACCCAGUAUUUAUAUUUCCACAUCUCUCUUUACUCCCCAGUAUAAGAUCUUCAAAGAUCCAUGAAUAAACCAAUAUCAUUACUGAUUUCUGAAUCUGUAACAGCAGAGUUAUCAUUAUUUAAUUUAUAUGCUAAAUGAGGAGUUUCAUGGAAAUCCUCCAAAUCGGGGCCCAUCUAUGACAUAUCACUGCCUUUCAGAAGGGAUUUAGUUGUAUAAAGGCAAAAAAUAACUGGUUCUGGUUACAUAUUUAGUGCACCCACAGAAAACUGUAUUUUCCAAGUGACCAUGGACUUUGGAUACUGAAAGUAUGUCUCCUUUACAAAAUGUAAGGGAAGAAUUAAAACGAAGGUGUUUUGUUCCAAUCACAGUGUUACAUAGUGAUGUUCCUAUUUGUUUACAAACAUCAAAAACAGUGUAUUUCAGGCAGCUCUAGUACAAAUGUGAUAAUAUUUGAGAUGUUAUUGUGCUGAUGUAGUAGGAGCUGAUGAAAUCAAACUAGCUUAUCAUAGCAUUGCAUGUAAUACCUAAAUUGUGUGAAACGCUUCUGCUAUGUACAUGUAUAAAUUAAUAUAGAGCAUAUUAAAAAGGCCAGGAUGUG